AUCAGUUCCUCCAAUCCAGAAGGAGAAUUCUAAGUUUUUAACAAGAUCUACACAAGAUAAAAAUUACACAACUGUAAUUUGAUCAAAUACAAGCUAAGCAAACCAUCUACAAUUUAAUGAUCAGGUCGAUGAAUAGCAACAGAAAAAAGUUUGGCCGAAAACGCAUACCUUGACCGUUAAUUACACGUUAACACCGACUGGUCAAUCGAUGGGACGGCCGGAGACGAUCGGGCGAACAAUCGUUACAAUGAUUGUUGUAUAUGCUAAGGGUUUCUAGUCGAAGCAGGAGCAGAUCCUCAGGUCAUCUUCUCGAACAGCCCUGGAUAACACGUUCUCAGGUCGUCUUCUCCGGUAGAAGCGGUUCUCUGCUGAACUGGACAAAUGCGGUUUCAGAAGGGGAUUGGAAACCUUCUCACAAUUGAUUGUGCACCGUUUGAGCCAUAUACGGCAUGGACGAUUUCUCAGAAGUUGCACCCUUCGUUUAUUUCCCUGAAAAUUCAAAUACCAGUUUUUUAUCGAAUACUAGAAACUGGACCAGGACGUGUUACUCAGGAACCUACAGAUGAAUCUUUUCGAACAUGAUCUUUGUGAAUCGUUUCUGGCUUUCCUUCCCAUUUCAGAGAGAAAUCCUCUCUGCAAAACUGAAUUGUAGAGAUCUUUUCAUUCAUUUUAACAAUUGCAUUUCUGGGAUUCAGAGAACGGUUCGCACCAUCAACAGCUUCUUCGACAUUGAGAACCAUAGACCUCAGUUUUCCUUACAAGAGUGUGCUUCACUUUUGCAGCGUUUCAGUGAUCUGAGAGAUGUUAACAAUGGAAAGUCACUUCAUUCAAUCCUCAUCAAAAGCGGGCUACAUCGAGAUGUCUUUGUACAGAACAACAUUCUCCGUUUUUAUGCUGCUUGUGAGGAGCUGAUGAAUGCUCGUCUACUGUUUGACGAGAUGCCAGAACCAAAUUUGAUUUCUUGGACAAGCAUGAUCUCAGCCUAUGUACAAUACGGUUACAACGACCUUGGUUUGCAGUUGUUUUCUCUUAUGUGUCGUUCAGGGUUGUGGCCCAACGAGUUUGGGUACUCAGUGGCACUCAAGGCAUGUGGAGUUACAGGCAAUUUGCUGAUGGGAAAAGUUCUUCAUGGUCAAACACUGAAAUCUGGCUUUGAACUGUGCUUCUUUUGUAAUAGCUCUAUUUUCAAUAUGUAUGUAAAAUCUUGGGAAGUGGAUGAUGCCCGUAAGCUCUUCAAUGAAAUCCCGCUGAAUGAAAGAUCCGAGGCCUUGUGGAAUACAUUGCUUGAUAGUUGUGUUCAGGUAUCAAAGGCUAAGGAAGCCAUUAAUUUUUUUCAUCAGAUGCUGCAUUUUAAUGUAUCACCGACAUGUUAUACUUAUGCUAUUCUUAUUAAAUCAUGCACAGACUUGUGGAAUUUCCACCUGGUUAAGUCUUUUCAUGGCCGUACUGUUAUGGUAGGCUUGGAUAACCAUAGUUUUGUUGGUGGAGCCCUUGUCGACACCUAUUCCAAGUUGGGAUUCCUGGAGGAUGCCUACAAAGUGUUCCAGGAAUUAGAAGAGAAGGACAAUGUGGUCUGGAGUUCUUUGCUGGCCGGUUUCCAUCAGAGUGGGGUUGCUGAACAAGGCCUGCAAUUGUUUGGCCAAUUUGUCUCGGAAGGCCAUAAGUUGGACCCUUUUAUCUUUGCUAAUGCAUUUAGUCUGUGUUCAAGUAUAGAGGUUACGGCAGUUGGUUCACAAGUGCAUUGCAGUUUUAUCAAGUCUGGCUUUGCAUUGGAUUCUUUUAUCGGGAGUUCCCUCAUCAAUAUGUAUGUUGGUACAGGGAUGGUUUGUCAUGCUUACAAAUGUUUUCUUGAGGUCAGGCAUAAGAAUGAGAUAUGCUUCAAUGCCAUGAUUGCAGGUCUAACCUUUCAUUCAGAAGAUGGAAAAGCUCUAGAACUGUUCUGUAAGAUGAGGGAGCUAGGACUGAUACCAGGUCAUUCCACAAUUAGUUAUGUUCUCAGAGCCUGUGCUAAUCUGCAUAAGUUGGAAGAAGGCAGAGCUCUCCAUUCUCUUAUUGUUAAAACACUUGUUGAUUCCGACUCUAAUUUUGGCACUGGGAAUGCUCUUAUUGAGUUGUAUGCUAAACGUGGAGUUGUUGAAGAAGCAAUCAUGGUGUUUAAAGAGAUGGAUGUGCCAAAUGAGUUCUGCUGGACAACUAUUAUAUCCAGUUACACUGAAUCAGAGAGGUGGGAGGAAGCAUUAUUCUUAUUUCUUGAUAUGAUCUGCUCUUCAAAGUUUAUAAAACCAAGUCAAUUCACCUUGGUAGUUGUUCUUCAGGCUUGCACAAGACUCCCAGCACUGAACCAAGGGAAGCAGAUCCAUGGUUACAUCAUAAAAGCAGGAUUCGAGUUGCAUUCCUUUGUUGGAAGUGCUUUGAUCAGCAUGUAUGGGAUGAGUCCAAUCAAGAGCGAUAUCUAUGAUGCUUCUCGAGUAUUCUCUUCCAUGACAGAACGAGAUAUUGUUUCCUGGAGUGCCAUUAUCACAGCAUGGGAGCAACAUGGAUAUGGUGAGGAAGCAUUAAAGCUUUUCAUAGAAUUCCAACACACAUCUAUCCCUGUUGAUGAAUCUGUCCUCUCAAGCUGCCUUGCAGCUUGUGCUAGCUUAGUAGCAUUGGAGAGCGGCAAGUGGAUCCAUUCUUGUAUAAUCAAAACCGGAUUUGAAUCCAAUUUACAUGUUGGAUCUUCUAUCAUUGAUAUGUACUGCAAGUGUGGAAGCAUUCUGGAUGCAGUCAAGUUCUUUGAUGGGAUGGAAAGACACAAUACUGUUUCUUGGACAGCAAUGAUAACUGGAUAUGCCCACCAUGGAUUUGGGAAGGAGGCUAUUGAGCUGUUCAAUGGAAUGAAAGAAGCUGGGUUGGAACCUGAUGGGGUCACUUUCAUUGGGGUUCUUACUGCAUGCAGCCAUGUUGGCCUUGUCAAAGAAGGUUGGCAAUACUUUGAGUCCAUGAGAAAUAACUAUGGGUUGGACAUUACCAUAAACCAUUACGCCUGCAUGGUUGACCUCCUUGGCCGAGCUGGUCAGGUGGAUGAGGCAGAGGCUUUAAUAAAAACAACGCCUUUUCAGUCAAAGACCCCACUGUGGAAGACACUGUUAGGUGCCUGCAAUAAGCAUGGAAAUGUACAAGUAGGAAACAGAAUAGCCAAAAUUCUGGUAGAGUUGGAACUGGAUGAACCUUCAACUUAUGUUCUACUCUCAAACAUGUAUGCAUCAGCCUCCAUGUGGGAUCAUUCAAUUGAGCUAAGAGACAGAAUGAAGGGAGAACACAUUAACAAGGAUCCUGGAUGUAGUUGGGUCCAAGUGGCAACUUAAAGUUUUGGAGGUUUAUUUAUUAAUUUUGUACAUUAAAUACAUCAAAGAUCUCUUAUUGAUGGCUUGGUGCUCUCCUUUUCCCGUGUAAGAGGUACCACUUAGGUAAGCGGUGGUCAAACCUCUGAAGGUCCGAAAGAUGGUUGUGGAGGUAUGUUGGUUGCAGAGAGAGAGAGAGAGAGAGAGAGAGAGAAUCUGAGACUCUGAGUCUCCUCUAGUUCUCUUUGUUAAGUGGUGUAUAUGAGUCUUGGGUCCCCAUUUGGGCAUAGGGCCCUUAUUUAUACUAUUUCCCUUUAUUAUUUCUUUAACCAUUAUUUUAGAAUGUUCUAGCAAGUUGGUGCAAAUGGCUCUAAUCAAAUGGACCUUAAGUUGUACCGGUCCGGUUUGGUUUGAGAUUAUACUGGUCCAACUGGGUUUAUGAUCUUGUAUAAGUCCAUGGUCUUACACCUUAUUGGCUCAGCUUCAAAAACCAUCCCAGCCCUUCUACCACUGAGCCUAACAUGGACACUUAAGAGACCAUUCAGGUGGUACCUUCCAGCUUUGCAAGGUAACGGUGGGAUCGAUCUCGAUCUGUUAAAGUCCUAAAGCUAAGAUCGAUCCAAAGAGCUCAAAACCAAGGUUGACCACCAAUAUCAUCCCUAUAAGCAUUAAAAGAACGCAGUAUCCAUUAAGGAAUAAUUUUGUUGUCCAUUCGAGGCUCCCAAGUUCU
Molecule: messenger RNA, 4053 nt
Organism: Nelumbo nucifera (sacred lotus)
Lineage: Eukaryota; Viridiplantae; Streptophyta; Magnoliopsida; Proteales; Nelumbonaceae
Product: pentatricopeptide repeat-containing protein At2g40720-like
Biological process (GO): RNA modification
Molecular function (GO): protein binding; RNA binding
Source: RefSeq, a predicted model, not a curated record